This is a messenger RNA of Drosophila ananassae, 5329 nucleotides long. It is a transcript of the gene S6kII, whose product is annotated as ribosomal protein S6 kinase 2 beta. The record is from RefSeq and is a predicted model, not a curated record. Gene Ontology annotation, molecular function: ribosomal protein S6 kinase activity; ATP binding; magnesium ion binding. NCBI's taxonomy places the organism in Eukaryota, Metazoa, Arthropoda, Insecta, Diptera, Drosophilidae. The transcript has 2 exons. The coding region runs from base 408 to 3119 and encodes 903 amino acids. Gene Ontology annotation, biological process: intracellular signal transduction; protein phosphorylation.
CGGCAACACCGCCGCGCCUAAUAAAAAUCGACACACCUGCGCCGCUUGGCCACACUGGAUAUAAAAUAGGAAAAAUAUUAGAUCAACAAUUGUAUUGUUUAACAUGUAAAUAAUAGUGAUAAGAAGACAGCUGUGCGAAAAUUAGACUGGCGCGAACCGUUUAUAAAAGACAGACCUUGGCAAGAGAAGUGCAGCAAACGGGUCCUAAAUUCCAGAAGGGAAGCAACAGCGCAGCAGCAGCGCAGUCGACGCCUACGCGCGCCGCAAAGUAGCAGCGGAAGUAAUAAAAAACAGAAAAAAGUGGGUGAAAAGUAAAAAGAGAAAGCGGAUACGAGGCAGGAGGAAAGUGCGGAGGCGCAGACGGAGCGGAAGCAGCGGGAGAGCGGAGGGGAACAAGCACAAAAGUCAUGCCGCUGGCGGACUCGCAAAAGGAUCUCCGCCAGCAGCAGCAAACCCCGCAGCAGCAGCAGCUGAACAGCAACAACAAUAAUGCAGCCCAGCAGCAGCAGCUGGCGGGGCAGAAUCAAUCCACAAUGGGCUCCAUGGGCCUGCAGCUGCGCCAGCGCAUGCAGAUCACCUCGUCCGGAUGCAGCAGCCUGGCGGUCACGCCCAUGGAGCACACACCCACCGAGGAGGACGAGGAGAGCGGGAGGGCGGUGACCACGGUGACGUCAUCGCAGCGGAGACAGCAACAGGUGCAGCAGUCGGCCCUGCAGGCUGCGCUGGAGCAGCACCACAUCUCCCCGGCCACUGGACCGGAGGAGACCCAUCUGCAAUCGAGCCGAGAGAAGGCGCCGGGCAAGAAACUCUGCCCGCCCCCAGAACUGAUGGAGCUCAGUGACUCCGAGUCCGGCGGUGGUCAGGGAGGGGCAGUCGGCGGAGAUGUGCUCGAGCUGAACGAGAACGAGUUCGAGCUGAAAGAGGUCAUCAAGGAGGGACACGACAAGGCCGAUCCUUCGCAGUUCGAGCUGCUCCGGGUGCUGGGAGAAGGCAGCUUUGGGAAGGUGUUCCUGGUCAGGAAAAUAAUUGGCAAGGAUGCCGGGACUCUCUACGCGAUGAAGGUCCUCAAGAAGGCCACUCUCAAGGUCAAGGACCGGGUGAGGAGCACCAAUGAACGCAAAAUCCUAGCCGACGUGGGUCAUGCCUUCAUCGUGCGCCUGCACUACGCCUUCCAAACGCCGGGAAAGCUCUACCUGAUCCUGGACUUCCUGCGCGGCGGCGACCUCUUCACUCGGCUGUCCAAGGAGGUGAUGUUCACCGAGGAGGACGUCAAGUUCUAUCUGGCGGAACUGGCUCUGGCCCUGAAUCACCUGCAUGCGCUGGGUAUUAUCUACAGGGACCUGAAGCCGGAGAACAUACUCCUGGACGAGCACGGACACAUAGCGCUCACCGACUUCGGUCUCUCCAAGCAGCCCCUGGACGGCUCCAAGACCUACAGCUUUUGCGGGACCGUCGAGUACAUGGCGCCGGAGAUUGUGAACCGGAAGGGGCACGACUUUGCCGCCGACUGGUGGUCCUUCGGCGUUCUAAUGUACGAGAUGCUGACGGGCAAUCUUCCAUUCCACGGACAAACUCGCCAGGAGACCAUGAACCAGAUUUUAAGGAGUAAGCUCGGCAUGCCGGAGAACCUGUCUCCGGAGGCGCAGUCGCUACUGCGGGCGCUGUUCAAGCGGAAUCCCCAAAACCGACUUGGAGCCGGAGCCCAGGGCAUACUGGACAUCAAGGCGCACUGCUUCUUCGCCACCAUCGACUGGGUGCGGUUGGAGCGGAAGCAGGUGCGUCCGCCUUUCAUACCGGCGGUCAGCCGCGACGAUGCCUUCUACUUCGAUGUGGAGUAUACCUCGAAAUCGCCCCGUGAUUCGCCCGGCGGUCCCAUAUCCGCAUCCGCACACGAGAUCUUCAGGGGCUUCAGCUUCGUGGCCCCAGUUCUGCUCGAAGCCCAGUGCUCGAAUGCCGCUUCCAACAGCUGCUCCACCAGCGCCAGUCCGCUGCACAUGGCUGCCGCCCCUAUUCCCGCCGUGGCGUCCGCCGCUCCUUCUAUGGCUUCCCGCAGCUUACCAGGAGUCUUGCCGGGUAACUUCCAUGCAGAGUACAAUCUGCUCCAAGAGCUGGGCCGUGGCACCUUCUCCGUUUGCCGCCUAUGCGAACACCGCGCCUCAAAAAAGCACUACGCCGUCAAGGUGAUCGAAAAGGCGGCCGUGGCCGCCGCCUCCACAUCCGCCGACUGCUGGGAAGAGGUGGAGAUUAUGCUGCGGUACGGAAACCACCCGAACAUUGUGACGCUGUACUCCGUGUACGAGGACGCGGGCUCUGCCUACCUGGUGAUGGAGCUGCUGAAGGGCGGAGAGCUGCUGGAUCGCAUCCUGGCCGUGGGCCAGAUGUGCGAGAGCGAGGCGAGUGCCGUGCUCCGGACCAUAGCCUCGGCGGUGGCCUAUCUGCACGAGCACGGCGUGGUGCAUCGGGAUCUGAAGCCCUCGAACAUGAUCUACGCGAGCAUGCGACAAACGCCGGAGACCCUGAAGCUCUGCGAUUUGGGCUUCGCCAAGCAGCUCCGGGCGGACAACGGCCUCCUAAUGACACCGUGCUACACGGCCAACUUCGUGGCGCCGGAGGUGCUGAAGCGACAGGGCUACGACCUGGCCUGCGACAUCUGGUCCCUGGGCGUGCUGCUCUACAUAAUGCUCUCCGGGAGAACGCCGUUUGCCAGCACUCCAAACGACUCGCCCGAUGUGAUCCUCAAGCGGAUAGGUUCCGGGCACAUCGACUUCACCAGCAGCCGAUGGGCUCUGGUCAGCACGCCGGCCAAGGAUCUGCUGCGCCAGAUGCUGCACAUCGUGCCGGAGAACCGGCCCACGGCGGCCAAUAUCCUGGAGCACACGUGGCUGCGCGAACAGUUUGCCAGUGGAGUCCAGCUGACGGAGUACGCUGUGGCGCCCGGAUCGCAGCUGUCGAUUGGGGCGCAGCAGCAGCAGCAGAGCCACAUCUCGAUGGCGCUGCGCGGAGCAGUGGACGCCACAUUCCGGGCCAUCGCCAUACCGCAGGCCGCCAACGUGGGACCCGUGGAGCUAUCGAUGCUGGCCAAGCGGCGGGCCAAGGACCGGGCCCAGCUGCACUCCUAAUCGUGGGCCGCAGCAUCCUGGUGCCUGAGGCGCCAGGCCAAAAGGCAGCUAAUGCGGAUGGUUUUCCGAAUCUAUAGUAUUCUAAUCCACUGCUGUGUCGCGUUUCCCCGCCGGUUCGUCAAGCCGAACGGAGGCGGAGGCGGUGGCCGAGGCGGAGAUGGCAACGGGCACGGACAGGCCCUCGGAAGCGGUUCCCGCCAGCGCUGUCGCAGCGCCAAGCUGCGGGUAGUCUAGGCCUGGCCCGGAACCCGUUCCCGAGGCCGUUCCCGAGUUGUCCGGGGCCUCCAAGUAUUUUGACAACCAGUGUUAAUUAUUUAUUUUAUACGAAACAAAAACAUACCAAGAUGCCAAGCCCAGGCGCCAGGUGGGCGAGCUGGCGCGUAUUUAUAUCCUAUAUAUAUACACAUAUAUAUCGUCUAAAGCUACUAUAUAGAGCCUGCAGUAGGUCGCGGUGAGAGGACGAGUGCGAGUGCGAGUGCGAGUCGAGCAGGAUAUGCAGACUCCGCUUUAGAGACACAGAACUAAUACCUACCACCUCCACGCACAGUUUCAAUGAAGAUGAACGCAUAUUUUUAAUUAAACUAAUCGUAGAUAAAUUUUUUCAACAUCACCGUGUUAUUGUUGUUUAACUAAUUGUUUAAAACGAAACAAAAAUCCAAAAAAAAAUGCAUUCUUUGCGAGAAAAGGAAAAGGCAACCAAACAUUUUAUAUUAAAACUAAUACAAUUUUUAUCGCCAAUCUAUGGAAAAAGACCGUAUAUUUAAACCUGUAAAACGUAACAAACUAAUCGAGAUUGUAAAGAAAUAAUGCGUUUUUGAAGAAAUUGAAAACGUAAGCGGCCAUCGCAGAUUCUUCUUGGAAUGUCAAUUUAGCACAAAAGCAAACUAAUAAUAUGUACAUAUGUAGGGUAUUGGCUGGCAGUGCGUUUCAAAGGCGUAAGGCGGCCAAGACACUACACCGAUAGAUGGACACCCCCGUGCCUGUCCGUACACUUUUGAAACGCACUGUUCGGAGCACACAGUUGUGAAUAGAAAAUUGGUUUCCCACUUCGCGUUCCCCAAUGUCUUCCAACUGAAGUUGUAUCGUUCGAACGGCCUGCAGUAUACACUGUAGCACAAUUAGGAAGGCCUACCACGCACAUAUUGAAGUAUCGGGAAUAACGUUCAGAAAAUAGGAUUUUUGAAACCUUAGCCUUGAUUCCCGGUUCCGUGUUUCGGACACACUAGACGGAAACUGUCUGUAGUGACUGUCUGUUUUCAGAAAACAAAUUCGAAAAUUUUUGAAAAAUUGUAGGGCUUAUGGGUGUAUGGGUGGGUGUGACCGAGUGUGUGUAUGGGUGGGUGUGUGUGCUGUGCACAUGUGUGGGUGUGAGUGUGCGUGUGCUAUAAGAUAAUGCGCUGUGCCACUACUGAACUUACUGCUAAACAAACAAUAAUUGCAUAUAAUAGUACUAUAUACACCACAUAGAAAAUGUUAGUUAAACUUGCAAAUUUUUAAAACAUGAUAUAGGAGGAGGAGUGGAUGGGGGAGCAGGAGGAGAGGUUGCCUGCGGACAGACAAAUAUAUAUAUAUAUAUCCGACAUUAGCUAGCGAAAGAGUAGUAGGUUACGAGGACACGGGCCACUCACUUAGUCGCCAAAAGUCAUAUCUGGGGUGGAAGCCAAUUGUUUUCGGGAUGGGUUUGGCGGCAUUUUGUGCUAAGUGAGUGGGUUCCAUUAACUAAAAAGGGAAAUAAUAAUGAUUAAAUAAAGCGACGGUUUGUUGGGAACUAAAUGCUGUGCACACACAGAGGUUGGGCUGACAGCGCCGGACGACAGUCCACAAACAGAGAGCGUCUUCUAAGCAACCAAAUAUUUGAACUCUGAUUUCCGAGCAUCUCCUCCGGCAGAGUCCGCGCCCGUCGCCCGGACUCGGCGUCGAUGAAGCUCCUUACUAACCAUAAAGCCGCCAACAGCCCCAGUAACGGAUGCUACAUACAUAUAUUUUCUUAGUAGAUUUUUACAGCUUCCAGAACUAUAUAUGUAUAUACAUAGGGUCAGAGGUCAGAGGACACAGGACGUCGGUGAGGGACGCGAUUAUUAAACCCCAAAAUGGAAACCUUAAUAAGAACAAUUUGAAUGUAAUCGAAACCGAUUCCAAAUUAUUGUAAAGUUGAUUCACAAAACAGCAAAAUAAUUGAAAGCAAAAAAAUAAAUAAAAAUUUAAAAGCC